Messenger RNA from Aspergillus mulundensis, 2160 nucleotides. Its product is annotated as RING-type E3 ubiquitin transferase MAG2. The transcript has 2 exons. Bases 1 to 2160 code for a protein of 719 amino acids. The record is from RefSeq and is a predicted model, not a curated record. Lineage: Eukaryota; Fungi; Ascomycota; Eurotiomycetes; Eurotiales; Aspergillaceae. Gene Ontology annotation, molecular function: transcription cis-regulatory region binding; metal ion binding. Gene Ontology annotation, biological process: positive regulation of transcription by RNA polymerase II.
AUGUCGUCCAGUUCUGGCCAGACCCCUACCACUUCCAAGGCGGUGAAUAUACCAAACAAAUCCUCAUCAUCAACCUUUCACUCCGCGCCGGCGGUUGAUACAGGUAGUAGACGUGUCGGAGGUUCGGGCAGUUUCGGCGCGCGAUUGGCGUCGAGAAGCUCAAGUUCUGCUCGAAACAACCAGGCUCUAAAGAGUCAACACAGGCGGCAAAGGCGUCCUCGCUUAUUGGAUGAUGAAAUUGAUGAGUCGACCGUCAUGAGAUCCGCUACCAGCCGAAAAGGACAAACGUCCAUCACCCAUCUGAUGAACUUCUCUCUUCCCCCGCGACCUGAAUACCAUCCGCCGCCGCGAAACCCGCGCCGCUACAAUUCAUGGGGCCUUGGCUCCGGCUACCAUGCGAUGGACAAAGCUCGCUAUGUGCAUGCAAACUAUCGAUUCAUCGUGACGCCAAACCGAGCGUAUCAUGCACAGGCGGCUAAUGCUGAUGUUCACCUGGACUGGGACUCAGUUCUUCAAAUUCUCGUGUCGGCUCAGACUCAGUCUUCAAGUUGCCCAAUUUGCUUGUCUACGCCCGUGGCGCCACGAAUGGCACGAUGUGGGCACAUCUUUUGUCUGCCUUGUCUAAUUCGUUUUAUGCACUCGACAGACGAUGAGAAACCAAUACCAGAGAAAAAGGCGCGCUGGAAAAAGUGUCCUAUCUGCUGGGACAGCAUUUACAUUUCAGAAACGCGACCCGUAAGAUGGUUCAGCGGCCAGGAAGGAGACCUUCCUCUUGAGGGAGGUGAUGUGGUACUAAGGCUGGUUAAGAGGGAGCCGGGUAGUACCCUCGCUUUGCCCAGGGAUGGUGCUGAGAGCCUUGCCCCUGGAGAAGACAUUCCCUGGUACCAUGCUGCUGAGGUUGCGGACUACGCUCGUAUCAUGAAAGGAGGAGAGGAUUACAUGGUUUCGCAGUAUGACGCAGAAAUUGAAGAUUUGCGCCGGCAGGAGCAAGAAGAUGAAGUUCUCUUUGGAGACGAGACGACAUGGACUAGAAAGGCUGUGUCAACCAUCAAUGAUGCCAAGCAAAAGCUGCAGGGAAUUGGGAACCCUCCUGAGGCAUUACCGCAGUCAACCAUCAACCGCCCACCAAAAGACCCUAUUACCUUUCAACAGCCACCAGAAGAAGUUGCACUCAUGUAUACGGCUCAGCACGCCGCAAAGUCAGGCAGAUCCUCACCCAGCCCGCAAUCAGACAGUUCUGAUUUGACUCAGACGACAGAGGCAUUGGGUAGUAUGAGUAUGACGAAUGGUACAAAUCAAAAGCAGAAGGACCCCGUGGCCGGCCGGGAUGGUGAUAGGAAGAAGGGCGGUAACGCGCCUCACCCUUCCGGCCAGCCAUACUUCUUUUACCAAGCACUACCCCACUACUACCUUUCUCCUCUGGACAUUCGGAUUCUCAAAGCUGCAUUUGGCGAAUACUCCACGUUCCCUGCAACUAUCCUACCCCGCGUUGAACACAUAACCACUGGCCAUAUCGUCGAUGACGAGCUGCGCAAACGCGUUAAGUAUCUCGGCCAUCUUCCUCAAGGCUGUGAGGUCAAUUUUCUCGAGUGCGACUGGAGAGACGUUGUCAUGCCAGAUGUUCUAGAGCAAUUCAGCACCGAAAUCGGAAAACGACGGAAGCGACACAAGGACAAGGAAGUUCGCGAGGAAAAGAGUCGCGUCAGGGCAGAGAAAGAGGAAGACGAGAAGCGUUGGGCUGCUGCCCGCCAGAAGAUGCCGAGCAUUAGCUCCGAUGACCGGCCAUUCUCCGACCAUGACUUCCUGCCAUUGGCGAGUGACGGUACAAAUCUCGAGCUGGCGUCUUCAGCCUCGCCCCCUCGCCCAUCAUCUCACUUCAGUGCGUUGGCCAGUCUUUCGAAUAGCCCACCGGGAUCCCGCACCGUCUGGGGAACCGCUGCUAUAGCAUCCCACUCGGGAGGGCCGCCAGAUCAUUUGAGGCCUGCUCCACGCGAUGGGUGGCGCGAAGGCUGGGAGGAAGAACUCUUUGCUCACCAGGAAUCCGAGCUGAUUGCCCAGACAGCUGCGGACGAGAACACUAAUCCCUCGCAGGCAAAGAAGAAAGGAAAGAAGAACAAGAAGAUCACACUCAUGUCCACGAAUAUCCAACGCGGCGCUUAA